UUUAAGCAAGACACAAAUUCAACUAAAUGGAUUGAAUAUGGAGACAUCUUACAGAAUUGCUAUAUGUGUCGUGACAAAAAUUACUACAGAUGGGGCUGUUGGUGUACCGAUAAAGUCAAAAAGAACAAAACGAUGACCACCAACACUGUAGUUCGUAAUGAUUUAAAGACAAUCCAAGAAGCACGAUACAUAAGAUUCUUACCUGUAGAAUUUUUCGGUUUUGACAAGACGAUGAGAGUUAACGUGUUUUUCGUCAAUCAAGAAGCACCACGUGUUAACGCCACACCCUCUGAACGAUCAAUAUUUGUACAAUGGACUAUUCAACCAUGUGGUAAACUAACUACAAAAAUCACUGGCUACCUUGUGGACGUAAGCACAAAAGAAGCCAGGAAAUCGAUCAGAGUUGGUCCACUUAUUAUAAGCAAAAACAUCACAGGGCUUCAGCCAAACACUGAAUAUAAAAUACGAGUCAAGGCUGUCCCGUAUGGAUUAUGGAGUGAUAACAAUACUAUCCAGACCGAAAUGGCAGGUUUGUUAUUUUAACUUAAUGAGCUUCAUGUUAAUGGUUGUAAUUUUUACGUACAUAAUGUCUUAACA
Exaiptasia diaphana is the source of this 597-nucleotide messenger RNA. RefSeq names its product collagen alpha-1(XII) chain. The transcript has 3 exons. Bases 64 to 543 code for a protein of 159 amino acids. The record is from RefSeq and is a predicted model, not a curated record. Gene Ontology annotation, molecular function: protein binding. Lineage: Eukaryota; Metazoa; Cnidaria; Anthozoa; Actiniaria; Aiptasiidae.